ACGUAUUAUAUUUGGAACUUAUAUGAAGUAUUGAACUUAGCGCUGACUCAUAAAGCAACAUGGCGAAAAAUCAGAGAGUUGCUAUUGUUUCAUUUCAAGAGCAUUUUAACAAAAUUUUCAAAGUUUUUAUUAAAUUUGGCACGAUAGAGCCUGUUGUUAUUGCUUUAAUAUGCUGGAUUAUUGUCAUAAUUGGCUCAUUGAUUCACGAUUUUCAUCGGCCGCCCGAAUUUUACUUGUCUGACAAGCGAAAUAUUUUUAACGCUCUGUUUGCAAAAUGGUGCCUGGCAUGGACCUUAGCGUUUCUAACGCCAUAUAUGGGUUUAACCUACUUGGUGAAAAGUAAAUACAACUUGAAAUCGGUUUCCAAGAAGGUUUUACGGCUUGUUGUUGCUGUUACAAUUUGGUUUGUGGUGACAACUGUUUUGGACUGGAUAGAGAACUUGACAGGGGAAUGUGAAGGAAGUGAUUUAUAUUCAAAGAAGCAGGAGUGUUUCCGAGAAGGCUUAGUUUGGAACGGGAUUGAUAUCUCUGGGCAUUCAUUCCUUUUGGCAUACUGUACUCUUAUAAUUAGCGAAGAAGUCCAAGUCGUUAGAUAUUGGACUAACGAGAAGAUCUAUCCUAACGAGACUAUUUAUGCUAAUGAGAAGAACAGUCCUAACAAGAACAUUUAUGGUGAGAGGAUUCAAACUAACAAGCAAAUUUACUCUAACGAGACAUUUCAGUCAAAAUCAAAGCAGGAGUUUGUUAGUGUUCGUUGUAUUUGUAUCGUGCUGUACAUCUGUUGCUGUCUGCUGAUGAUGUUAUGGGUGACGCUCCUUGUGUUUACAGCUGUCUAUUUCCACACUACCAACAGCAAGAUACUUGGGAUUAUUUUGGCUCUCUCUGCAUGGAUUCUUACGUAUAAAGUCUACUUCUUAUCAAAGUACUUUCCUGGUGCCGCUACAAGAUUUUAACUGCUGUUUUGAGUUAAAGUUAGUAAGUUAUUAUCAGAUUUUAAUUUAAAAUUCUAGUUUUUAUCUUAAAGAUGCGGUACAGUCCGUAUGUAAUCAACGGCUUUGUUUACAUUUCGGUAUUUCCCAAAUAUUGAAUUUUAUUUGACAACUAUUUAUAUUUUCAUGAUUCUAGAGUAUAAUAAAUUAUCAAAAC
This is a messenger RNA of Paramuricea clavata, 1146 nucleotides long. The record is from the annotation of a GenBank genome assembly. NCBI's taxonomy places the organism in Eukaryota, Metazoa, Cnidaria, Anthozoa, Malacalcyonacea, Plexauridae.